Messenger RNA from Emiliania huxleyi CCMP1516, 841 nucleotides. RefSeq lists its product as hypothetical. NCBI's taxonomy places the organism in Eukaryota, Haptophyta, Isochrysidales, Noelaerhabdaceae. The coding region runs from base 1 to 636 and encodes 211 amino acids. The record is from RefSeq and is a predicted model, not a curated record. Gene Ontology annotation, biological process: protein deubiquitination. The transcript has 8 exons. Gene Ontology annotation, molecular function: cysteine-type deubiquitinase activity.
AUGUCUGACGGUGGCGACGGCCCAGACCUUUCCAUAUUUGACUUCGGCAGCGGCUCCGACUCUGACGACCUGCUCAAGGCGCACCGGCAGGAGGAGCAGCGGCUGCGGACCGAGGCCAAGGAGAAGAAGUUUGCUCUCCCCAAGGCGGACCGCAUCGGCCGCGCCGCGGCGGACGAAGAGCUCGACGCGGCGCUUGCGGCGAUGCGGGAGCGGCAGGCUGCGGAAGUGGCUGCGGCGGGCGGCGAUGCUGCGGCCGACGGAAUCGCCCAGAUGCACUGCCUCUACCGCUCGAUCGCCCACCAGCUGGCAGCGGGCGACGAGGCGCUGGCGGCCGAGUACAUCCGCUCGCAUGCCGACGACUUCCUCCCCUUCCUCCUCGCGGCGCACGACUUCUCGGACGGGCUCCUCGAGUCGUACUGCUCGCAGGUGGAGCUCUCCUCCGAGUGGGGAGGUCAGCUCGAGAUCACGGCCAUCGCGCACGCGUCUCGCCGCUGCAUCGCGGUGCACUCUGCCGACGCGCCGGUGCUGCUCACCGGGGCCGAGUACGAGGGGAACGGGCCGGGGCUGAAACUGGCAUACCACCGCCACUACUACGGCCUCGGAGAGCACUACAACGCGCUCGUCCCAGCUGACUGAGGCGCCGCCGAGGCGCUGCAGGGGCGCGCGAGGGCGGCGAGGGCGGCGCGGUCGCUUGGCGGUGCUGCCGAGGGUGCACCCUCCGGCUGCAGUGUGUGAGCUGCCUUUUCCCGCGUUGGAGCUAGCUCUGCUGGACGCGUGGCGGUGGGCGGCACCGGCAGGCCGGUAAAAGACCUCGCCGCUGUCGUUUCUCAUAAAAUAAAUA